Haemorhous mexicanus (house finch) is the source of this 2662-nucleotide messenger RNA. RefSeq names its product myotubularin related protein 14 (gene MTMR14). The coding region runs from base 798 to 2477 and encodes 559 amino acids. NCBI's taxonomy places the organism in Eukaryota, Metazoa, Chordata, Aves, Passeriformes, Fringillidae. The record is from RefSeq and is a predicted model, not a curated record. Gene Ontology annotation, molecular function: phosphatidylinositol-3-phosphate phosphatase activity. Gene Ontology annotation, biological process: dephosphorylation. The transcript has 18 exons.
UGCGCUAAUUAUAGCCGGUGGUGUCAGCCGCUCCCGGGACUCCCCUCGCUGCCUGCCGGGGCUGCCGAGCUCCCGUCGGGCUCCUCCCAGGGCUCUUGGGCCGCCUUGGGGAAAGCUGUCAAGCUGAACCUGUUACUCGGGGGCUGUGAAGGAAACGGGAGUGCUCCAAGGCAGUACCAGCUCCACUGCGUGUGGCCCUGGAGGAAACCUGAGCAUAGCCUUGGCUCCUGGUGAUUGUUGUGUUGCAGCUCGCCCAAAGGCUCAAGGUUGUGAGAAAGCCUGUGUGAUGCUCUCACUGCCCUGAUGAAGUGCCUGUGGUCUUGCAGCAAGGCCUCUGAUGUGGGAAAUUUUAGUCUGCAAAUCAUCUCCAGGCAGGGGGUCUGAUAGGGGCUAGGCAGACAAGACAGUCUAAACAGAUAUUUCUGUCAUUCCAGACCAGGUUCCAGGUUAUUUCGUCUCCCCUCCAUGAGGAACAGGUCAGUGGGCGCUGAGGUUUAGUGAGCUAAUGGGAAACACUUGUUCAGUUCGGUGCACAUCUGAGCCAACACAUCUCUGGACUUUGACCCACAAGCUCAGGAUCACGUUGGUCUCACUUCUGGCUGAAUAUGAGCUGCUCCUUCCAGCUCCAACCACAGCCUCUCAUUUUUACCUUUUCCUUCAACAAAACAUAAUGCAGUUUUGCAGUUUUGACUGUGUGUCCAUGACAAGAGUGAUGUGUUCAAAAGGAGGGUCAACAAGUCCUUCUCACGUCCAGCUGCUUUGCCUGAGGAAGGAAAACCAUCAGCUGCCCUGCUGACAUGGAGGCUGGGUGCUGUAGGAGGGGUCUUUGGAAACCAGCCACGACUGCCAGGUAUGAGAGCACUGUGCAGGUUGGCAAACUGCAGGACCUCAUCAACCGGAGUAAGAUGGCCAGGUGUAGAGGACGUUUUGUUUGCCCAGUCAUUCUGUACAAGGGAAAGCAUAUUUGCAGAUCAGCAACACUGGCUGGCUGGGGAGAGCUCUAUGGGCGCACUGGCUACAACUAUAUCUUCUCUGGAGGUUCUGAUGAUGCUUGGGCAGAUGCAGAAGACAUUUCCGAGGAAGACUCUGCGCUUAGAAAUGCAGACUCCCAGCUGUUUGAUAAGGUCAGAGGGCACGACAUCAAGCUGCUUCGAUACCUGUCUGUCCGAUACAUCUGUGACCUGAUGGUGGAAAACAAGAAGGUGAAAUUUGGCUUGAAUGUGACGUCUUCUGAGAAGGUGGACAAAGCUCAACGUUAUGCUGAUUUCACACUUCUCUCCAUCCCAUAUCCAGGCUGUGAAUUUUUUAAGGACUACAAAGACCGGGAUUAUACAGCUGAAGGUCUCAUAUUUAACUGGAAACAGGACUAUGUAGAUGCUCCAUUAAAUAUCCCAGUCUCUCUGACCCAAUCUCUGAAUAUUGAUUGGAGCGAGUACCAGAGCUGGGACCUUGUACAGCAGACACAGAACUACCUGAAGCUGCUGAUCUCCAUUAUCAAUAGUGACGAUGACAGCGGGCUCCUGGUGCACUGUAUAUCCGGCUGGGAUCGAACGCCUCUCUUCAUCUCCUUAUUGCGCCUCUCCUUAUGGGCUGAUGGGCUGAUCCACACGUCCCUGGAGCCAUCUGAGAUUCUCUACCUGACAGUGGCCUAUGACUGGUUUCUCUUUGGGCACAUGUUAGUCGAUCGACUCAGUAAAGGAGAAGAGAUUUUCUUUUUCUGCUUCAAUUUUCUGAAGCACAUCACCUCUGAGGAGUUCUCUGCUCUGAAGUCACAGAGAAGGAAGAGUUUGCCACCUGGCUUCACCCUGGAAGAGAUCUGCAUGCUCAAGCAGAAAGACCGAGGCAGCACCACAAGCCUGAGCAGUGACUUCUCCCUGGGGAUGGAAAGUUCCCCUGGAGCAGCUGGGAGCUUUACCUAUGAAGCAGUGGAGCUGAUGCCAGCAGGAGCACAGACUCAAGCAGCAUGGAGGAAGAGCUGUGCAUCGUCACCGCAAGCCGUGCUCUGGAGCAGAGCACAGCAGUCUGAAGACAGGCUGCCUUCCACAGGGAUGGUUGAAGUCAAGUCCUCCAGCUCCUCCUCAUCAACCCAUUCUGAUAACUUCCUGAGGAUUGGAAGCAGCCCACUAGAAGUGCCCAGAUCCAGAUCGGCCGACCAUUCUCUGCCUGGAUCUUCCGUUUCCACAGACUUUGGCAGCUGGCAGAUGGUGACAGGGUGUGGCAGUAUUCGGGAGCAGGCAAUCCUGAACGCAGACGCCUCUCUCCCUUGCAGCUUCCCGGAUGAGUUCUCUAACACUUGCCUACUGGUGUCAGCGAGUGACCGUGAGUCUCGUCUGGAGGAAGUGCGUUCUGCCUUUCUGGCAAGCUACAGCCGGACCAUCGGCCUAAAGGCCGUGCCCCCCAGCCCCUCUGGGGCCAUCGGUGGCCUCCUCGAGCAGUUUGUGCGGGGCGUGGGACUGAGAGGCAGCAGCACCCUCUGAACACAGCGUUCCCAGACCACUGCCUGGAAAACUGGGGCUGGCAUGUCCCCCAGCAGAGUCCUGGGACCCUCUUCUUGGUGCGGGCACCUGCUGCACCCAGCGCCUGCCGCCAGCCCCCCCUGCCUGGGGCCUGGGGGUGCGGGGUCUUCGGCGAGUCUGCAGUAAAUGACCCGAGCUGUGCCCUC